This is a messenger RNA of Octopus sinensis (East Asian common octopus), 2359 nucleotides long. Its product is annotated as cationic amino acid transporter 2-like. Gene Ontology annotation, biological process: transmembrane transport; amino acid transport. Lineage: Eukaryota; Metazoa; Mollusca; Cephalopoda; Octopoda; Octopodidae. Gene Ontology annotation, molecular function: amino acid transmembrane transporter activity. The record is from RefSeq and is a predicted model, not a curated record. Gene Ontology annotation, cellular component: plasma membrane. The transcript has 16 exons. Bases 232 to 2046 code for a protein of 604 amino acids.
UGUAGACGCCCACAUGUCACCAAAGUACCGCAGGUGACCCAUUGCUUAAUCUUACCAUAUGUAAAUAGUCAGUCAAGUGACCUGUCCAAUCACAGGCCUGCAGUUAUAUAACCCUCUGAACCAUUCACUUACUUUCUUUUUGGAAUACAAACCGCCCAAUUGUCUCGUGUUAGAUAUUCCCAGUUCUAACAGUGCUGCAUUUAGCUAAGCAAUUUCAAGUUGAAAAGAACAAUGUCAAAUGGUUGGAAAAAAUUAUUUCGCUUGAAAACUUUAAGAAAAGAGGACUUAGAGAGAUCUGACCUUGCUCGUGUGUUGAAUGUAGCUGAUUUGAUUUUCCUGAGUCUUGGCUGCACUGUGGGAGCUGGGGCCUACAUCUUAACUGGAAAAAUUGCCUUAAGUGUGGCAGGUCCUUCGAUUGUUCUAUCCUUCCUCAUAGCUGCUCUUUCUUCAUUACUUGCAGCUUGUUGUUAUGCGGAAUUUGGAGGAAGAAUUCCACGCGCAGGCUCUGCCUAUACUUACACUUACAUAACUCUUGGUGAAUUGUUGGCCUUCAUUGUUGGAUGGAGUCUCAUAUUGGAAUAUGCUAUUGGUGUCGCCAGUAAUGUGAAAGCUUUAACAACCAAUUUCGAUAGUAUGGUUAACGGAAAUAUCUCAGCAUAUUUAAAAUCUGUGCUACCGAUGAAGUCCUACAUUUUUGGUAGUUACCCUGACUUUCUAGCAUUUUCCAUUGUAAUGCUUUUAACACUCAUUUUGCUUUUUGGGGUGAAGGAAUCUGCCAUAGUGAACAACGUAGCCACUGGAAUCAAUUUAUACGUUCUCUGCUUUAUCAUCAUCUGCGGAUUCUUUAAAGCUGAUUUCAAGAACUGGACUAUCAAAAAUGAGAUUGCUUCUGCAUAUUCCGCAGGAAAAGGUGGGUUCUUCCCUUAUGGUGUGUCUGGAAUGUUCAAAGGAGCAGCCACUUGUUUUUAUGCUUUUGUUGGGUUCGACACAAUUGCCACAACAGGUGAGGAGGCACAAAAUCCACAAACUACAAUUCCACUGAGUAUUCUAGUUUCACUGCUGAUAAUCACAUUGUUGUAUGUAGGGGUUUCUGCUGUGGUGAUCCUUAUGUGCCCUUACUAUCUUGUCGAUCCUCUCACACCACUUACCAAAGCCUUUGAGUAUGUUGGUUGGGGCCAUUACAAUAUUAUCAUCUACAUUGGCAUUGUGUGUGCCCUGUCUACCAGUAUAUUCUCUUCCCUGUUUCCUCUUCCAAGAAUCGUGUAUACAAUGGCUAAUGAUGGCAUCAUCUUUAAGCAUUUUUCCACCGUUUCAAAUAAAUUCAAAACGCCUUGGUUAGCUGUAUUGGUGUGUGGAAUUCUUGCAGCUAUCAUUUCUACAAUCUUUGAUCUUGGUCAAUUAAUCGAUAUGUUGUCUCUAGCAACAUUGUUAGCUUACACGCUGGUCAGCAAGAGCAUCACUGUACUCAGGUACAGAAGGGUUAUACUUCAGACAUCCGAGUCUAUUCCAACUGAUACUGAUGAUGUUUCACUUGGACAGGAUGAAUCGUCGGUGUUUCUUAGGGAAUCAAUAAAAUCUAAAUUCUACAGAUGGUUUAACCCCAACUCUACACUUCCAACUAAAUCUACAGAACAUGUUGCAUUGAUUGCUUCUGUUUCAUUAACUUUUGUCGUUGUUGUUCUCAUCUGCAUUGUCUCUUUGUUUGAGCAAAAGCUUCUUCAAAUCGAUCCAUGGGUGGUUGUUAUUGUUUCUCUAUUGUCACUGGUUAUCAUAAUUUUGUUGGCCCUCAUUGCCAGGCAACCACAAAACCAGGAACAUGUACAUUUCAAGGUACCGUUUGUUCCUGUAUUCUCAGAAGUGAGUGCUAGUUUCAACAUGUUUCUUGUGACCAAAUUACCAUCUUCUGCAUGGAUCCGUUUUGGAAUUUGGCUAGUUUUAGGUUCCCUCGUUUACUUUGGUUAUGGCUUCAGACGGAGUAAAGAAUCCCUGAGAGAACAGAAUUUGGUCGAAGACCAAGCAUCAACAUCAGAAGGAACCCCAGCAUGAAAGUUAGGAGUUUGUUACUGUGAGUUGUAGGAAAUGAAUUGGAAUUAAAAAAGAAAUCAUUGUUACUUUCAUGUGUUGAAUCAGCUUAACUUCCCAAUCGCUAUGAACACUGAAUCAUUUAUAUAUUUCAAUCAUUAUGACAAUUCAAUUUAUUGGUAAUCUUUAAAUACUUUGAUUGACCUAUGACAGUUGACUUUGCGGUAUUCCUCAAUCACUACAGAAAUCAAAUCAGUUAUAUAUUGCCCCCCCCCCCCAACAACUACGAAGAUUAAAUCAGCCGAAAACCAUACCUGCCAAAUAUCGAAUCGGUCUU